Pediculus humanus corporis (human body louse) is the source of this 3897-nucleotide messenger RNA. RefSeq names its product eukaryotic translation initiation factor 3 subunit, putative. Bases 1 to 3897 code for a protein of 1298 amino acids. The record is from RefSeq and is a predicted model, not a curated record. Gene Ontology annotation, cellular component: cytoplasm. Gene Ontology annotation, biological process: intracellular distribution of mitochondria. The transcript is spliced from 12 exons. Lineage: Eukaryota; Metazoa; Arthropoda; Insecta; Psocodea; Pediculidae. Gene Ontology annotation, molecular function: protein binding; mRNA binding.
AUGAAAAUAAUACCCAAUGAAGACAGGUUCAAUGAAAUACCUGAUAACAGAGAUGAAGUCAUUGAAAAAGGUGAAGUGGAAGCAACGAAAGAAAAAGAAAAAAAUGAUGAUAAAGAGAAAAAAGAUGAUCAAGAAGUUCUUUUCAUACAAGAUUUGGCGUUCACAGUGAAAAUAUCCAGUCCUGGAGCGGAUUCAUUUGAUCUUCAGGUUUCCAGCAUGGAAUUGGUUCAAGAAAUUCACCAAUUAUUAAUGGAUCGAGAGGAUACCUGUCAUCGAACGUGUUUUUCAUUACAACUAGACGGAAACACUCUCGACAAUUUUGCCGAGCUCAAAAGUGUCGAAGGUCUCAGAGAAGGUUCGGUUAUUAAGGUUGUCGAAGAACCUUACACGAUUAGAGAGGCCCGAAUCCACGUUCGUCACGUACGAGAUCUAUUAAAGUCUAUCGACCCGGCUGACGCCUAUAACGGUGUAGAUUGUUGCUCUUUAGCUUUUUUAAAUGUUGUAACUCAAGGAGAUAUAUUGGAAAAGAAAAAAACGAAACCUGAUAGUGUCGAUUGCACGCCUCCAGAGUACAUAAUGCCUGGUUCAAAAGAAAGACCUCUUAUUCCUUUACAACCUCAAGCUAAAGAACAAAAAGCACUUCAGUGCAUAAAGAUUUUAACUACUUCCGGUUGGAAUCCUCCUCCAGGUUAUAGAAAAAUGCACGGAGAUCUCAUGUAUCUGUAUGCUAUCACUCUUGAAGAUAAACAUUUUCACAUUACAGCUUGCACUAAAGGAUUUUUUCUUAAUAUGUCUACAGAGGAAGAAUUCAAUCCAAAGCCGUACAAUCCCUCUCAUCUUUCUCAUUCGCUUAUCGAACUCUUGACUCAUAUAAGUCCCGGUUUUAAAAGGAACUUUGCAACUUUACAAAAAAAAAAAACGGCUAGGCAUCCUUACGAAAGGGUGACUACUCCUUACCAAGUGUACUCGUGGACAGCACCUCAAAUGGAACACACAGUGGAUGCUAUAAGAGCAGAAGACACAUUUUCGUCAAAGCUUGGCUACGAAGAGCAUAUUCCCGGUCAAACGAGGGAUUGGAAUGAAGAACUUCAAACUACGAGAGAAUUACCAAGAAAAAAUUUGCCGGAAAGAUUAUUGCGUGAAAGAGCAAUAUUUAAGGUGCACAGUGAUUUUGUUGCUGCUGCUACCAGGGGUGCCAUGGCUGUUAUAGAUGGUAAUGUUAUGGCUAUAAACCCUGGAGAAGAAGCUAAAAUGCAAAUGUUCAUUUGGAACAAUAUUUUUUUCUCCUUGGGAUUUGACGUCAGAGAUCAUUAUAAGGAAUUGGGAGGUGAUGCAGCUGCUUUCGUUGCACCGAAAAACGAUUUACAAGGAGUACGAGUUUAUAGUGUUGUUGAUUUACCCGGAUUAUACACUCUUGGAACCGUUGUUAUUGAUUAUCGUGGUUACCGCGUAACUGCACAGUCUAUAAUUCCUGGUAUUUUGGAACGAGAACAAGAGCAAUCUGUGGUUUACGGAUCAGUAGAUUUUGGAAAAACAGUUAUAUCCCAUCCCAAAUACGUCGAACUACUCAGUAAAGCUGGUCAACAGUUAAAAAUAUUGCCGCACAAAGUUUUGAAUGACAAAAAUGAAGAAGUGGAACUGUGUUCCAGCGUUGAAUGCAAAGGAAUAAUUGGCAACGAUGGAAGACAUUACAUUUUGGAUUUACUUCGUACUUUCCCUCCGGAUGUUAACUUUUUGAAAUUGGAAGGGGAACAGUUGAGCAAAGAAGUUGUAGCAUUAGGUUUUCCUAUCGAGCGAAAGCACAAAUUGUGCUGUUUGAGGCAAGAACUAAUUGAUUCUUUUGUCGAGGCUCGAUACAUGAUGUUUAUUAAAUACGCUGCUUUUCAUUUGCAACAGCUUGGAGUAAAAAAACAAAAAGAGCGCGAAUCUAAAGCGAACCUUGAAAAGGAUGUGUCGAAUGAAAAUAAUAAAGUACCUGAAAAGCAAUUGAAAACUUUUGAGGGUGAAAAAGAGGAAGAAAUCGAGCCUGAUGAAGCCAAAAAAAUUGUAGAAAGCAUUACGGAUUCGAUAACUGGAGAGAAAAAAGAACUCGAAGAAAGUACAAAAGAAAUAGUGGUCAAAGCUGCGCAUGCCGUAUGCUCUUUGAAAGAAACGGAAUUCGACGUAAGAUUUAAUCCGGAUGUAUAUAGUCCUGGCGUCUCACAUUUGAAUCCAAACGGAGAGCAACUUAAAAAAGAAAGGCAGUUGGUGAAGGAUGCAGCGCAUUUUCUUCUCACCGUGCAAAUACCUACAUUUAUUAGAGAUUGUUUAGAUCAUUCGGCGGCACCUAUGGACGGUGCAACAUUUUCCGAAGCUCUUCACAAUCGCGGCAUCAAUAUAAGAUACCUUGGUAAAAUUGUCGCCAUGUUGUCCAAAGUUAAACAGUUAGAAUAUUUAUAUAGUAUUGCCGUAGCUGAAUUGAUAACGAGAGCCGCCAAGCAUGUUUUCACCAAUUACAUUCAAUCAACUGAUUUAAUGAACUUAUCAGCAUCAAUCAGUCAUUUUUUGAAUUGUUUUCUGUCUUCCUGUCAGAUGCCACAUCCUCAACAAAGUUUAGACGAACUCCACAGCAAGGCGACUAAACGGAGGAACAAAAGAAAGGGUCGUAACAAUCCUUUACUCGCGUCUGACGGUACGGAAUGGGCUAAUUUAACUCCAAAGAAUUUAUGGAACCAAAUAAAGGGAGAAAUAAAAAGUUAUUUCGAUUGGGAAUUGAAUGCGGACACGAUCGACGGUUGCAUCGAAACAUAUAGUCUUCAGAAAAUCUCACUUCUGAGAUCGUUUUGUUUAAAAACUGGCAUACAAAUAUUACUGAGGGAAUAUAAUUUCGAUUCUAAAAACCGUUUAACGUUUUUGGAAGAAGACAUAUUGAAUAUAUUUCCCGUCGUUAAACAUAUAAAUCCGCGUGCGAGUGACGCAUAUAAUUUUUACACUACCGGUCAAACGAAGAUACAGCAGGGUUAUCUCAAAGAAGGCUACGAAUUGAUAAGUGAAGCUUUAAAUUUACUCAACAACGUGUACGGUGCCAUGCACCCGGAAAUUGCUCAAUGCCUACGAAUGUUGGCACGUUUAAAUUACAUAAUGGGAGAACAUGUGGAAGCGAUGGCUUAUCAACAAAAGGCGGUCCUAAUGUCGGAAAGAGUGAAUGGCAUCGAUCAUCCGUACACCAUAACCGAAUACACUCAUUUGGCUUUGUAUUGUUUCGCUAAUACACAAGUGAGCACAGCUCUUAAACUUCUUUACAGAGCUCGGUACCUUGCGUUAUUGGUCUACGGUGAAAACCAUCCGGAAAUCGCAUUACUCGAUAGUAACAUAAGCUUAAUACUUCAUGCCGUGGGCGAAUACGAUUUGUCAUUAAGAUUUCUCGAAAAAGCACUCGCACUCAAUGUGAAAUAUUUCGGGAGUAAAUCCCUUAAGGUAGCAGUGAGUUACCAUUUAGUGGCAAGAACACAAAGUUGCAUGGGAGAUUUCAGGUCGGCGUUGAACAACGAAAAAGAAACUUAUGCAAUAUAUAAACAAGCCCUCGGAGAAGAUCACGAAAAAACGAAAGAAUCUUCUGAUUGCCUCAGACAUUUAACUCAUCAAGCCGUGGUUUUGCAGAAGAAAAUGAACGAAAUAUAUACGGGAAAAGUAGGAGCCACACUUCCGCCCAUUCAAAUCCAACCUCCAUCGAUGGGUAGCGUAUUGGAUAUGCUAAACGUAAUAAAUGGAAUUUUAUUCGUUCAAAUAAGUCAAAAAGAUAUAGAAAAUUUUAAGGCUGAAAUAGAAAAGAGACAAAACAAAGAAAAUUCUCCAUUGUCAAUUGUCGAUGAUAAAAAAAAUGAAAGCGGAGAAAUGGACGACAACAAAUCGAGAUGA